GGUGCGACUUUCAGGAAUUCAUAUUAACCGUCCAGAUUUUCUAACUUCCCUCUGACAUGUUGCGAUGUUCCGUGCAGCCUUUCAAAACGUGGACUUGUUUGGGGUAAUUUUGCUGUGUUUUGUUCUUCUACCGGAGGCUGGCGGUAGAUCAGCCGAUGCAGACAGCUGUCAUGAGGUGAAGACAGCCUACAUGAUGCGCCAAAUAGGCCCGGUGGAGCUGGUGCCAGACAGACCGGGACCAGAUGAGUCUCUCCGAGUGUGUGUCCACCCUGGGCCCAGCUGCUGUACCAGUAAGAUGGAGGACAGCUACAUGGCAGCUGUUCGCAGUGAAACACAGCAGAAGAUGCGAUCUUACAGUUUCGAACUCAAGUACCUGAUUGCUGGACACAUCAAGGCGUACCAAGAACACUUUGAGAUGCUACUUUCUUUCACAUCCAAUCUGACCAGCACUCUGUUUGACAGUGCCUACUCCGCGCUGGCGUUGGACUGUCGCCCUCUUGUGUUUCAGCUGUUCACUGACAUCAAACGCCACCUUUCUGGAGACUCUAAUUCCUCUUUGGACAGUGCUGUGCGUCGAUUCUACAAUGACCUCUUCCCACUGGUCUAUCGCCGCCUGCUCAACCCUGGUAUAGGCCAAAUGUCAGUCCAUACCUAUAACUCCCUUUCAACCAGUCACGAUGACUGCUUGCGCAUGACACGGCGGGACGUCAGCCCAUUUGGACCUCAUCCCCGCCUACUCGUCAGCAGCCUGUCACGGGCACUCGGGCCGGGCCGAGCGCUGAGCCGACUGUUGAGACUGGCUGGAGAGGUUGUGAACGCGACCGAGAAGGCGACAUUAUCCAGAGACUGUUUGCGAGGGUUAGUGAGGAUGCAGUAUUGUUCCCACUGCAGAGGACUCACACUGAUACGGCCCUGUACUGGACUGUGUAUCAACAUCAUGAGAGGAUGUCUGGUGGGUGUAUCUGAGCUGGGUGGCCCCUGGGGGAGUCUGGUGGUAUUGCUCCAACGCCUAGCUGCUACUUUAGCAACCAGCAGCAACCACAACAGCAUGGAGUUAGCUCUCUUAGCCGUGAGACACCAUGUAAAUGAUGCCAUACUGCAUGCACAGCUGCAUGGGCCACGCAUCACAGCCACAGUAGAGAAAGUGUGCGGCAGCCAGGCAGCUGGUCCUGUGAUGAUGGGCCCACAGUCAACUACCGUGCACACUACAACAUCAGCAACCUUGGAGAGGUCGCCUGCGACUUUGCCUCCUUCAGUUGGUCCACCAGUUCAUCGGCGAUUGCGGCUGCAAUCCCGGAGGUCAUUCCCUCUUAAAGGUACCAGAGGGGAGAAGAGUGGAAACCUGAAAAAAAUAUCAAGAGAGUUUGAGGGCUCUAUCCAGCGGUACCAGUGGUUUUUCACCGAGUUGCCAGAGAUGCUUUGUGAAAGUGAGAUGGAAGUGGAGCAGCACACAUGCUGGAGCGGCCAAGAUGUCGUAGAGAGUUAUGCAGGUCGUGUGGUUGGCAACACUUUAAAAGCCCAGAGGGAGAAUCCCGAGCUGACUGUGCGCAAUACGGAUCCUGUCCUGAAGGGCGCAAAACAGAGGCUGGAACAGCUAACACAGGAGCUAUUAGUGGAGCUGGGCUGGGCCAGCAAAGUGAGAGGAAGGGUUGAGGAAGAGGAGGGAGGGAGCGCCCACACGGAGGGAGGCAGCGGAGACGACUGUGAUGAUGAAGAUGGCUGUGAAGCAUCUGGUGAAGAGAGCGGGGACGAGCCAGGUGAUGCACCCAGCGGUCGUAAUCCAGUAGGAAAGGACAGGACCCCACCUCGUCGUCGCCCAGUCCUUCCUCAUCUCCUCUCACCUACGCAGGUGCCUGUUAAAGGCUCUGCCCACACGAUGACUUUUGAGCCUUUGACCCUGCUCUGUCUGCUGCUCUUUCUGCUGUCACCAUGGGAACCACGCUGAUGAGGAGGAGAAAGAUUUGGGGCUGUACAGUGACAGGAAGUGUUGAAAGACUGUAUUUUUGUGUGUGUGCGAGUGGCGCUGAGCACUUUCUGUAAGCACAGCUCAACCGAAAUGAUUGUUAUGUUGUUCUGGGUCACCUAGCUGUUGGUUUAACACAGCUACAGGUGCGCAGUAUGCAUUUUUUGUAUUACCUGUACUUACCUCUACAUGUGUUCAUUUUGUAUUUAACUUUUAUAGAAUAGACCACACAGCACUACUGACUUUUUUUUGAAGAGAUAUGUAAAUACAAAUAUAUAUAUUAUAUAUAUUUAUAUAAAGAAUUUCUAAAGAUAACAGAGGAUUGAGUGUAAAUUGAGGUUAUUCUAGAUCAGAGCAGGACAUUAAGGGAUGUUUGGUUUAGUAUUAUCUUUAAAAGAUGUACAGUAUCUUCCACAGACACUAAGACCCAUAACAAGUAUAGUUCAUGCUGAGGACCUCCCUCGUUAGCGAAGCAGUGUGGUUGGAGGGAACAAAAACUUGUGAAGGCUCAUUAAUGAAGAAGAAACAGGCUGUAAAAAGACAUUUAGGGACUUUCUUAAAAAGGCAACACAACCAGCUAUGUGUUACUUCAGACUAUUAACAGAUGGCCUUGCAGUUUAGUGAAGAUGUUCACAGUUUGCUCAGUAAGUGUGCAAACUGAAGCCAGCUUAUAGCCCUCAAACAUACGUUUUUAUUCAUGCAAGCUGGGUGUUUAUUUCUGCAGCAAAGCAAAGAUAGUUUUAACUGAAUAAGACUUGCUCUUUUUUAUUUCUCCAUAAAUUUGGGGGGGAAAUAUGCCCUCUGGUAAUUUUCACUUGUCGACAUAGGACACCUGUGUUUUCUUGGUGGAUGUGGAGAAAUUUGUUAUGUUUCCUCUUCAGAUGCACAGUCUCCAAAACUGUAAAAGCACCGUACUGAUGAAUAUAACAGAUGUAAGUAAAACUUAAAAUUCAAUUAUUCAACAGAAGGCUCUGUCAAAACAUAAGAGUAUAAAAAAGCACCCAGGAAAACAGACAACCAUCUGCCUGAACAAUGAAUAAUUUGAUGUCUCAUUUUCAUAUGCAAACACUGAACUGUCAUGCGCUUUCAAAGGCUGGCUUCUCUUCCAAUGUCUAUUAAUUAAAUUUGCUUUCUCCUUCAGUGAGGUAACGUUUAAGACAUUUAACAGUACUGUAGGCUUGUCUUUACUGUUAAAGCUUUUUCUAAAUCUGAUUUUUGUGAUAUCAGAUUGUCUCCAGUGAGGGGAAGUGAUGGAAUACAGAGAUAAUGAUCAGGGCACAGCUGAGCCGAGAUCCAAACGUUAUUUAAUUAAUAAUUCAUAUUACAAUUAUGACUGAAGAUUGUGAAACCAGUCCACAUGCAUUUUGUGGACUGUCCCUCAUAGUGUUAUGUGGUUGGUGCUUUGGAAUGGGGUGUCUGGCCUGUUGCUAUGAGCCAUUCGAUCCUUAUGCAACCAAUGCAAGAACUUGGUCCCCAUAGCCAGCAAUGAGUCAAACUUGUUACCGAUGGGUGUCGAACUCCACCAGGGCUGCCCUUUGUCAUCGAUUCAGUUCAUAAUUUUUAUACAGACAGAAUUUGUAGACGUAGCCAAGUGGGCCGUCUCAGAAUCUCACCUCCGCUUUUUGCAGAUGAUGUGGUUCUGUUUGCUUCAUCAGCUGGUGGCCUCCUGCUUAAAAUGAGAAUAGUCCUCGGCUGUAAAAGGUUGAAGUGCCCACCCCAAGGCAGGGAUGAGUUACUGCCCCAACUGGAGGAGUCCUGUUCACGAGCGAGAGGAGAGGGGAGCAAGAGAUGGACAGACAAGCUGGUGCUGCGGCUUCAGUGAUGCAGACGUUGUAUCUGUCCAUCGUGGUGAAUAGAGAGCUGAGCGUCCCUACCCUCACCUAUGGUCAUGAACUUUGGGUAGUGACCAAAAGAAUGGGAUUGCGGAUAUAAGCAGUGGAAAUUAGCUUUCUCCUAAGGCUGGCUGACCUCUCCCUUAGAAAUAGGGUGAGGAGUUUGACCAGAAGGGGCUCAGAGUAGAGCCCCUCCUGGUCAAAUGAUGAUCCACAUUGAAAGGAGCCAGUUAAGGUUGUUUGGGCAUCGGACAAGAAUACCUCCUGGGUGAGGUGUUACGGGCAUGUCCCACUGCAAGGAGGCCCCAUGGCAGACCCAGGACAUGGUGGGGAGAUUAUAUCUCUUGGCUAGCCUGGGAACAUGUUCGCGUUCCCUCAUACAAGCUGGAGGAGGUGGCUGGGGAGAGGGAGGUCUAGGCUUCUCUGCUUAGGCUGCUGCCCCCGUGACCCACGCCAGAUAAGCGGAAGAAAAUGGAUGGUUGGAUAUUACAGUUAUCCUUUUGGCUCACUGUUGAAUCUUAAAUAUGCACCCAAAAGCUGGACAACCAACUGGGAGACUGGUUAAAGAUAUUCAACAGGGUGCAAAUGAAUCAUUUAACAGACUUCUAAUCUAUUUAUGUCUGUGGAUGGUUGGGCUUGUUUGUCUCAGUUAUAUCACACUGUGCUAGUUACAUUAACUGCCUCAGAAAUAUACCUUCUUAAGAACCUCUUUUCUUGAGGUUUCACCUCGUAGAGAGCGAAUGAUUUAGGGUUAUAUUUGUCUUUUACUACUUUUAACUACAGUUAAAUUUUUAAAAAUGUGUCUGCUUUCAUGGUCCGAGUCUUUUUAUUUAUGAGGGAGAGACAGAUGAUUGACAGCUUAAGAAACACCAUUAUGAGCUUAAGUGUGUGAAAUAUCUGGGCAGUGAGCCCAAAAACCAUGUUAGCCAGCAGGGUGCUUUUAGAACAUAACCUUCAAACAAAUGUGCUAUCAUUUGAUUACUGUUUAAAGGCUAUACCUAAAUGGGAUGAGUUUUUGGAUACAGUCCAAACUCUUCCAUCUUUCGCAGCUCCUUCUGGGCCUACAACACACUGACUGAUAUACACGAGCAUGGGACUUUUGUUUGGUUUGUUUUUUGCUUCUCAAACUGUUUCUGAGGUCCACUUUGGGUCAAUGGCAUGCUUUGAAGGAGAUUUUUAAAAAUGUCAUAUAUUGUUUAGGUUGUUAAAUUUUUAUUUUUUUUUCUCAUAAUAAGAACUCAGUUUUAUUAAUAGUUAUUUUCUCAAGAUAAUCUAUCGAGAUAAUCGGAAAAACUAAAUUAUUUAGGAACUGCAGAUCAAACAGAUUAAUCUUUGUGUUCUCAACUUUGUGGUCUCUCACCUGCUAUAAAGUUGAGAUGAGAAAUUGACAUUGAGAAACCAAUAGUGAAAAAAUGAUGUCAUUAUGAAUCUGUACGUGAUUUUGAAUAUAACACUGCAUCAAAGUGCUAAGUAGCAUGUCAAAGCAUACUGGUGUGCAGGGAAUAAACUGUGUCAUCGUUGGAUAAAAGUCAUUAUGUUUUCUUUGUCAAAGUUUAACAGCUCUGUUACUUUAGGAAUCCUAAUAUUUGUUGUUAUUUAGCAGGAUGCAGAUGAACCAGAAUACAAUAAAAACAACCUGUUAGCUACAGCCGUGUAGCUCAAACCACUGAGCUAAUGUUAAUGUUAAUGUGCUAAUCAGUGACUGAUGUGAAACUCACCACUGUAAUAUACUGUGUCCUGCUACUGUUGUGUCAUUAAUCACCAUCAGUUGGAUAUUUUUAAUAAUAA
Molecule: messenger RNA, 5583 nt
Organism: Oreochromis aureus
Lineage: Eukaryota; Metazoa; Chordata; Actinopteri; Cichliformes; Cichlidae
Gene: gpc5b
Product: glypican 5b
Exons: 11
Coding region: 65-1945 (626 amino acids)
Biological process (GO): cell migration; regulation of protein localization to membrane; positive regulation of canonical Wnt signaling pathway
Cellular component (GO): plasma membrane; extracellular region; cell surface
Source: RefSeq, a predicted model, not a curated record